Messenger RNA from Enhydra lutris kenyoni (northern sea otter), 2417 nucleotides. RefSeq names its product histone-lysine N-methyltransferase EHMT1-like. NCBI's taxonomy places the organism in Eukaryota, Metazoa, Chordata, Mammalia, Carnivora, Mustelidae. The record is from RefSeq and is a predicted model, not a curated record. Gene Ontology annotation, cellular component: nucleus. Bases 1 to 1731 code for a protein of 576 amino acids. The transcript is spliced from 12 exons. Gene Ontology annotation, molecular function: histone H3K9 methyltransferase activity; zinc ion binding; p53 binding.
AUGACUCGGCGCAGGCCGGGCUGGGGUCGCUACUCCUUGGCGAAGUCCUUCCCGACGAAGGCACUUGCGCGGAGUAUCCAGACAGACGCCGUCGCGCACCUGGCGGGCUCAGGGCCGCGCGAACCGAACUCGGCCCCGCGCUCGCCCCACUCGCUCCGCGGUGACCGGCCCUUUGCGGUGGCGCCCGGAGCCCAGCCCUCUGGGUGCCUCUGCCUCUCUGAGCGCCGGGGUUCCGUGUUCUUCCACGUCGAGUGUGGGGAGCAGAAGUUCACUGUGGUGCUGCGCUCGGCCGUGCCGGAGGUCACAGGCUUUCUCUGGGUCUCAGUGGUGCUUGUGUUGCAGGACGCAGAGGGCUCCACUUGUCUGCACCUCGCUGCCAAGAAAGGUCACUAUGAUGUGGUUCAGUAUCUGCUUUCGAAUGGACAGAUGGACGUCAACUGUCAGGAUGACGGCGGCUGGACGCCCAUGAUUUGGGCCACGGAGUAUAAGCAUGUGGAGCUCGUGAAGCUGCUGCUCUCCAAGGGUUCUGACAUCAACAUCCGGGAUAACGAGGAGAACAUUUGCCUGCACUGGGCCGCGUUCUCGGGCUGCGUGGACAUAGCCGAGAUCCUGCUGGCUGCCAGAUGUGACCUCCAUGCCGUGAACGUCCAUGGGGACUCACCCCUGCACAUUGCUGCCAGAGAGGACCGCUAUGCCUGUGUCCUCCUCUUUCUUUCUCGGGAUUCAGAUGUCACCUUGAAGAACAAGGAGGGAGAGACACCCCUGCAGUGUGCAAGCCUCCACUCCCAGGUGUGGGAUGCGCUGCACACGAGCCGGGCGCUUCGAGACGCGGCCCCAGACAGGCCUGCACCGACGGAGAGGACGGUGAGCAGAGACAUUGCUCGCGGCUAUGAGCGCAUCCCCAUCCCGUGUGUCAAUGCUGUGGACAGCGAGCCGUGCCCCAGCAACUACAAAUACGUUUCUCAGAACUGCGUGACGUCUCCCAUGAACAUUGACAGGAACAUCACCCACCUGCAGUACUGCGUGUGCAUCGACGACUGCUCCUCUAGCAACUGCAUGUGCGGCCAGCUCAGCAUGCGCUGCUGGUACGACAAGGACGGCCGGCUCCUGCCCGAGUUCAACAUGGCGGAGCCGCCCUUGAUCUUUGAGUGCAACCAUGCCUGUUCCUGCUGGAGGAGCUGCCGGAACCGCGUCGUGCAGAACGGCCUCCGGGCCCGGCUGCAGCUCUACCGGACACAGAACAUGGGCUGGGGUGUGCGGUCCCUGCAGGACAUCCCCCUGGGCACCUUCGUUUGCGAGUACGUUGGGGAGCUCAUCUCUGACUCGGAAGCUGACGUUCGGGAGGAAGACUCUUACCUCUUUGAUCUUGACAACAAGGACGGCGAGGUGUACUGCAUCGAUGCUCGCUUCUACGGGAACGUCAGCCGCUUCAUCAACCACCACUGCGAGCCCAACCUGGUGCCCGUGCGCGUGUUCAUGUCACACCAGGACCUGCGGUUUCCCAGGAUUGCCUUCUUCAGCACCCGCCUGAUUGAGGCCGGGGAGCAGCUGGGGUUUGACUACGGGGAGCGCUUCUGGGACAUCAAAGGCAAGCUGUUCGGCUGCCGGUGCGGCUCCCCCAAGUGCCGACACUCCAGCACAGCCCUGGCGCAGCGGCAGGCCAGCGCCACCCAGGAGGGCCAGGAGAACGGCCUGCCCGACACCAGCUCCUCCACCGCUGACCCCCUCUGAGCGGCAGCCGGCGUGGGGCACCGGGCGUCGGUGUUGUGCACACUGCGGUCAGAGAGGAAGGAGAAGUGGAUGCCUGAAGGCCCCGACCUGGGGCUGCAGGGCUGCAAGGCCCCAGCGUGGUGGCCCGUGGGCCGGGGGCGGGCGCUCGGGAACACUCUGGGAUUCCGCGCUGGCGUGACCUUGUGAGUUUCUGAUGAUGGUUUUGUCGUUUCCACAUUUCUCGUUCCCCCUCUACUCCCCUGGUUCCCGUUCCACUGUGGGGCUUGUUGGCCAAGUCCUGUGGGCCCAGAUCCCCGCGUGGCACCUGCCGAAGGCACAGUCAGCCACGAGCUGCUCCGUGGACCCGCCUGCCCGAGGCCUGCGUGGCAGGUGCCGUCCCCACCUCGACCUGGGAGAGGUCCAGGGCGAGCCGUCACUGACUUUGGAGAAAAUGUGGGUUUGCUUUUUAAAGAAGUUCUAUAUCUAGUCCUAUAUAUCAGACCUCUAAUGCAUUUCUUUCCGAGGAAGCGGUUUGUCGGGUGCAGGAGGGCCACGGCCCCCAGAGGACCCCGCACCAGCCCCGCCGGCUCAGCGACGCUGGCGCCUUUUGUUGAUUUUUAAACCACAUGCUAUGAUGAUGAAUAAACUGAUUUAUUUUCUACCAUUAUUGAACAUUAGGACAAAUAAAAAACACAAAACACAGACAA